AGUUUUGAUCGCGACGAAGUAAACGUUUCCACGUUAACGAGACUCAUUCGGUUUCAUGUAUAUGUAUGGGAACCCUCAUUGAAACAUUUGGAGAAAUGAUGAAAACAAAAAGUUUCAAAUACGUGAAGCACUUUUCUGGUUUUCCAAAAGCAACGGAUCUGGAGCUAGUUGAAGAAGAAUUAUCGCCAUUGAAAGAUGAAGAAUUUCUUGCUGAGGCAGUAUAUCUAAGCGUGGAUCCUUAUAUGAGGGCUUUCUCUGCAGGUUUUCCGAUCGGUGAGACUAUGGUUGGAUAUCAGGUAGCAAAAAUUAUAGAAACCAAGAAUUCCAAAUUUCCCCUUGGUAAAUACGUCGUUGGAGGAUUUGGUUGGAGAACUCACACCAUAUCGAACGGAAAAGGAGAUUCUCAGAGCUUCUUGUCUCAAGAUCCGUAUCUAGUGGAGGAUUGUGAAGAUUUUUCAUUAUCUAGCAUACUGGGAGUUCUAGGACCUUCUGGUUUUUCAGCAUACCAUGGCUUCCUGGAAAUUUGUACUCCUGAAAAAGGAGAAACAGUAGUUGUUUCGGCAGCAGCUGGGUCAGUGGGGAGUCUUGUGGGACAAAUUGCUAAAAUAAAAGGUUGCACGGUAAUAGGAAUCGCUGGCUCCGUUGAAAAAGGAAAUUGGUUGCUAAAUGAAUUGGGAUUCGAUGGAUUCAUUAACUAUAAAACAGAAGAUAUACAUGAAAAACUAUCAAAGUUGGCUCCAAGAGGAGUGGAUUGUUAUUUUGACAAUGUUGGGGGAAAUAUCAGUUCGAUUGUUUUGCGUCACAUGAAUGAUAGUGGAAGAAUUUCAGUUUGUGGUUUGAUUUCAGAAUAUAACGAAGAGGAGAAAAAAGGUAAUCAUUUUAUUGAAAUCCAAUCAAACCUUACUUUAUCAACAUUUAAAUUCACAAAAAUUUUGAUAGUGAAUCCAAUUAUUUGUAUUUUGAAACGGAAACCCUAUACAUGUUUAAUUGCAAAAGAGUUUUAUAUUAAUAAAACAACUCAUCUUAUCUAUGGAUUCUUGUGUGAGAAAUGGUAUGGAAGAACCGAUGGAAGAGAUCAGUUGAUCCAGUGGUUGAAAGAAGGAAGAAUCAAGUAUCAGGAAACGAAAACGAAAGGUUUUGAUAAAAUGUUUGCUGCUUUCGUAGAUAUUCUAAAUGGUCGUAAUUGUGGUAAAGCCAUAGUGGAAGUUUAAAAAUCGAUAAAAAUAUUUUGGAAUGAAUGACCUAAAUAUCCUAAAUAUUGUGACAAAUCCAAUUUUUUUAAAUACUGAUGAGAUCGUAGCUGUUAAUUAAACCAUGUAAUACAUAGCAUCGAACUUAUAUAACAAUUGAACGUUAUAUCUGAAUUAAUGACAAACAGAUUGUGUUUAUUUCACUAAUAUUAUCCAUUAGUCACUGUUCCAACCACACUAAAAAUAAUAUAAAUAAUUACCUUCAAAACCUG
Molecule: messenger RNA, 1462 nt
Organism: Leptinotarsa decemlineata (Colorado potato beetle)
Lineage: Eukaryota; Metazoa; Arthropoda; Insecta; Coleoptera; Chrysomelidae
Product: prostaglandin reductase 1
Biological process (GO): prostaglandin metabolic process
Molecular function (GO): 15-oxoprostaglandin 13-reductase [NAD(P)+] activity
Source: RefSeq, a predicted model, not a curated record